CUAUUCCUAGUCUGUGCGUUUCUGAAGACCCCAGGGUGAAGGGCUGCAAGGAUUAAGCUCUCCCAGAGUAUCUCCAGAGUGCAGAUCCCUUGGCUGCCAGGUCAUGUUCUCUGUUCCUCUCAACUGUUUUCCCGACCAUAUAAGGGGAGGCAGCUGCUGGGGGCGUCCCCAGGAUCUAAAGAUAGCGGCCCCUGCCUGGAACUCUAAAUGCCACCCUGGAGCGGGAGCCGCAAUGGCACGGCAGCACGCCCGGACCCUGUGGUAUGACAGACCCAAGUAUGUGUUCAUGGAGUUUUGUGUUGAGGACAGCACCGAUGUCCACGUGCUUAUUGAGGAUCACCGCAUUGUGUUCAGCUGCAAGAAUGACGAUGGAGUGGAGUUGUACAAUGAGAUUGAGUUCUAUGCCAAAGUGAACUCCAAGGACUCCCAGGAUAAGCGCUCUUCCCGCUCUAUUACUUGCUUUGUGAGGAAAUGGAAGGAAAAGGUGGCCUGGCCCCGGCUUACCAAGGAGGAUAUCAAGCCAGUGUGGCUGUCUGUGGACUUUGAUAACUGGAGAGACUGGGAAGGGGAUGAAGAGGUGGAGCUGGCUCAGGUGGAACAUUAUGCAGAGCUUUUGCAGAAGGUCAGCACCAAGAGACCUCCACCUGCCAUGGAUGAUUUGGACGAUGAUUCUGACAGUGUGGACGCAACAAGUAAUUAACUUUCUACUACAGCAAAGCUGGGAAGGCGGCUGUGGCUAUUUUCCAGUUGCUCUGGAAAGCUAGCGCCUAGGCCUUUGUCAGCGCUUUGGCUGUGCACCAAGUUCCUCUGACACCUCUGAACUUUCCUAGAAGCUCUUUAUUAAGGGUCAUCCUUCAAGCUUGUCUUCCUUCUAGGCACUUGAGUAUGGCCUCACAUCAGAUGCAGGGUCAGGGAGGGGUAGACUGGUAGGGCUUCGGAUUUCUUACUGAUUGGUUUAUAAUCUCUGUGUUUAGGCCACUUGAUUAUUUGAGUAUGUGUGUGUAUGUGGUAAAACAAAAGCCGAAGAAGAAUGGAGAUUAUAGAAAUCUCUAUUAUGUGUGCAUAUGGGGCAAAGCAAAAAGCCAAAGAAGAAACAGAUUAUAAUAAAUCUCUAGGAACUGUU
This is a messenger RNA of Chlorocebus sabaeus (green monkey), 1123 nucleotides long. RefSeq names its product prostaglandin E synthase 3 like (gene PTGES3L). The record is from RefSeq and is a predicted model, not a curated record. Gene Ontology annotation, biological process: chaperone-mediated protein complex assembly; protein folding. Gene Ontology annotation, molecular function: protein-folding chaperone binding; Hsp90 protein binding. Gene Ontology annotation, cellular component: nucleus; cytosol. Lineage: Eukaryota; Metazoa; Chordata; Mammalia; Primates; Cercopithecidae.